CCCAGAUGUGGUGUACGACUACACAACUGCACGGACCCAAGUCUUUUCUCUGAAGGCAAAAAACCCAUUCAAAAGAAACAGUUAAAUUGAAAUAUCUGAUUUCUUGAUGACUACAUUUUAAUGAAGCAAGCACUGACUCUACAUCCAGGUGACCAUGGCAAAUGUAUCAGCAGUGACGUCAUUCAUUUUGACGGCCUACACUGAACUGGAAGCUCACAGAUAUUUAUACUUCGCAGGUUUCCUCUUUUUGUACAUUGUGAUAUUAUUGGUCAAUUUAGUCCUUAUUGUAGUAAUAUGGUCUGAGAAAAGUCUGCAUGGACCUAUGUAUUUGUUUAUAUGUAACUUAUCAGUUAAUGGGGUGUGUGGUAGUACAUUUAUAUUACCAUCUGUGCUUAGCCAUUUGCUAUCUCAUAAUUAUGAAAUAUCUCUGUCCUUUUGUCUAUUACAGAUAUACUGCAUAUUCCUGUAUGGUACAGUUGAAUUUGUAAUUUUAGCAGUGAUGAGCUAUGACCGUUAUGUUGCUAUCUGUCACCCAUUACACUAUCACCUCCUCAUGUCUCCUAGAAAGGUUACUGCAGCCAUUGCAUUAUCCUGGAUUAUUCCCUGUGUUUACUUUGCCCUUUAUUUCAUAUUAACAACUGUCCGACUGUCAUUCUGUGACAGGUAUAUAGAAAAAAUGUAUUGUAUGAAUUUCGAAUUAGUUAAACUGUCUUGCCGUGAGACAAGCUUCAUACGAUUUUUAGGAGCAGUAUUACUUCUUGUUAGCCCUAGUCCUCAGAUCAUUAUGAUAUUAUUUUCCUAUGCAUGUAUACUCAGAGUAUGCCUGACCGCUUCUAAGGAAUCUCAAGCCAAAGCUAUUCAAACAUGCACCCCACACUUACUGUCUGUGAUUAAUCUUUCUGUGGGAUGCUUAUAUGAGAUCGUUCAGGGUCGUUUCAACAUGAAUCAUGUGCCUCUUCAAGCUCGCGUAUUCCUGUCCCUACACACGAGCAUAGUUCCCCCAUUGUUCAAUCCUAUCGUUUAUGGAAUUAGCAUUCAAGCCAUUAAAGUUCAGAUUAUCAAAUUGCUUAGUAGUAAAAAAAGUGAAACCCACUAAUGGUAAUGAUUUAAAAAUAUAUUCUCUUUCUGUUAUUGAAUCUUUAAAUAUAGUUAGUAAAGCUUAACCCUGUAUCACUAGGGUUGCCAGAUUCCAGAUUUGGGCACAAAUGUCUAGUUUUUUUAUUAUUUGUUUAGGUUUGGUUUUUGGUUCCAACUGGACAAUAUAAAUACCCGGUCUGAAUGACUGAAAUUAGACAGUCUGCCCACUUCAUGAUCAAGCAUCAAGAUAUACCCCCGCCGCCCCGGUCAGCGAACCUGAACCUCGCCUGUGUGUACAUGUUUGAUAUCCAGUUUUGACAAAUUCUAAAUCCGGCAACCUUAUGUAUCACAGAGUAAUAUAAAAGGACCUGUAAUAUUAAAAAUCACUGAAAUAUUGAAAAUGUCCCCCUGGGUAUUGCUUGGUUUGUACAUAUUUAAAUAAAUAUACGGACUGCAAGCACUAA
Messenger RNA from Anguilla anguilla (European eel), 1541 nucleotides. Its product is annotated as olfactory receptor 1496-like. Gene Ontology annotation, molecular function: olfactory receptor activity; G protein-coupled receptor activity. Lineage: Eukaryota; Metazoa; Chordata; Actinopteri; Anguilliformes; Anguillidae. The transcript has 3 exons. Gene Ontology annotation, biological process: G protein-coupled receptor signaling pathway. Gene Ontology annotation, cellular component: membrane. The record is from RefSeq and is a predicted model, not a curated record. Bases 155 to 1096 code for a protein of 313 amino acids.